AUGGCUUCAAUUAAUUUAUCAGAAAAUUUACUUGUAAUUUGUUCCAGUCAACAUAUUAAUUUAUUUGAACGACAAGAUUCUUUGUUUGAUUAUUCUUUUUUGUCAUCAAUUGAUAUUACAACUAUAGAAGUUAAUUUGAAAGGAAAUAGAAAGAAGAAAACUGAUCAAGAUAAGAUUCUCUGUUCCUCCCUUUCCAACAAUUCAAAAUAUUUAGCUGUUGGCACAACCUCCAAAUUACUUUUAAUAUUUAAUUUGAAUGAAAAUAAAGAAUUAUCCCAACCAUUUUAUUGUGAAUUAAUUAAAGCGCCAACAAAGAUUUGUUUUUUAAAUAAUGAAAGUGUGUUGGUAUCCAAUAGAUUUGGAUCUCUGUUCAAAUUUGAAAUUUCUGAAUCCAAAAUAUCUGAAGGAGUUGAAUUGCUUGGACAUUUUUCUAUGUUGUUGGAUUUUUGUAUUUCUCCAAAUGGCAAAUUUGUUCUGACAGCAGAUAGAGACGAAAAAAUCCGUAUUUCUCGCUUUCCUCAAACUUAUGUUAUUGAAGGAUUUUGUUUUGGACAUUCCUCAUUUGUUAAAUCAAUUGCUUUUAUUGACGAUAAUAAAUUAAUUAGUGGAGGGGGUGAUUCUAUAAUUUAUUUAUGGGAUUUAAAUUUAUUUAAAUGUAUUUCUACAAGCUGUAAAGUUUCUGAGACGGCAAUUAGAAAAGUUGGAGUUGUUGAAAUGUUUGAGGAAGAAAUGUCAAAAGAAGGAAUUAUUUGUUUACCAGACCAAAGUAAUUCAAUUUUAUUAUUUUCUUUAAAUGACCAACAACAAAUAACAAAAAUGUGUUCCUUUAAUUGUUCAAAUGAAAAUGAAUAUAUUUUUGAUUUUGUUGUGGAUGUGGAUAGAAAAAUAGUUUUAUGUGUUGGAAGACAAGGAGUUUAUUAUUUCCAACCAACUACUAUUAAUUUGCCCUCUACAGGACUAACAGAACUAAAAUUUCUACAAUUUUCUCCACCUUUAAACAAUUAUUUAUUAAAUGAAUUAAAUUUGAGUGAAGACCAAUUACCUUUAAAUUCAUUAUAUAAAAUUCCUUUAAAUGGAAAAAAUUUGGAAGAUUAUAAAAAUAGAAAAGAAGAAAAAUUGGGGGAGAAAAAGAAGAAAAUGUUGAAGGAAGAAGAAGAGAAUUGA
Meloidogyne enterolobii is the source of this 1164-nucleotide messenger RNA. The record is from the annotation of a GenBank genome assembly. Lineage: Eukaryota; Metazoa; Nematoda; Chromadorea; Rhabditida; Meloidogynidae.